Molecule: messenger RNA, 1075 nt
Organism: Prunus dulcis (almond)
Lineage: Eukaryota; Viridiplantae; Streptophyta; Magnoliopsida; Rosales; Rosaceae
Product: GEM-like protein 2
Exons: 4
Coding region: 287-937 (216 amino acids)
Source: RefSeq, a predicted model, not a curated record
UUGAUAAUAUAUUAAGAAAAAUUCAAAAGUUGGCAUUUUUUUUGUUCCUCCGAACGGAGUGCGACGGCAUCUAAAGAUUCAUCACUCGGUGGUAUGGCCCACCACCACCACCACCACUACCACCAUCGCCAUUCUUUUUCCUCUUUUUAUUUUUAUUUUUAUUUAAUUUUGUCACUAUGUCAAGAUUCACUUUAGGCAUCGGUAAACAAAUGCGUGCCGGGAGACAGAGGGCCUCAGCCAUCUGCAGAAGAAGAAGAUCAUAAGAAAACAACACAGCAGAAACAACAUGAGUGGUCAGUUUGACGGCGCUGCCAACGCCAAUUACAACAGCAGCAGCAGCAACAAUCCUUAUGUCCAAUAUUCCCCUGUUCCCAUGACGAAUUCUGCUACCAAGCGUCCGAUGGAUAAUAUGCUCGAGUCACUGAGCCAGUGCGGUAAAAGGGUUGAAGUUGCAACCAAAAGAGCAGAGGCCAUUGCAGACAGUGUUUGGCACCACCUUAGAAUGAGUCAUAGUUUGACAGAAGCAGCCAUGGCAAGGCUCAAUCAAGGGACAAAGGUGCUUACAGGAGGAGGGAAAGAAAAAGUUUUCCAGCAAGAAUUUGAGAACCUGGCAGGAGAGAAGCUCUUGCAUUCAUAUGCUUGCUAUCUGUCAACUUCUCAUGGACCUGUAAUUGGGAUGCUCUACAUCUCCAACAAAAGACUAGCCUUUUGCAGUGAUUUCUGCCACUAUUUGUCCCCAGGGAACCCAAAUUUCAUGCACUACAAGGUGGUGGUGCAGCUAGAUCAAUUAGGAACAGUCAAUCCAUCAGCAAACAGAUGGAAGCCUUCAGAGAAAUAUAUACACAUUGUCACAAGGGAUGGUUAUGAAUUCUGGUUCAUGGGGUUCAUAUCCUAUGACAAGGCCCUCAAGAAUCUAAGCCGAGUUCUACAGAAUUAGCUGAAGGAAACAGGUAAAUAACUGGAGUUGAAAAUUCAGACAGAUUGGAAUUUGGAUUGUAAAAGUAAUACCCCUUAAAUUUUAAUUACACUUUCCCAUGAUCUGUUUUUGCACAUCUGCCAUACUUCUACAUCUGUU